AUGGAUCCAUUAGUGGCAGAUGAAUCAUCGGUAUCAAGUUAUUAUUCAAUAUCAAAUACAUCUGUUUCAUCUUCAUUAUCGUUGGAAAGUUUAGGUAGUGGUGGAAAAGACGAAAAAAAACCACACGCUAAAAUAUGUGAUAUAGCCGAUAUUUUAAAUUUGGAAUCAUUCGAAGAAGAGAAUAGACUAACUGGUAGUGAACAACAUGAUAAAAAUUUUUGGAUUUUUUUUGAACAACAAAUAUCCUACAACAAUAAUGAUGAUUGUGAUUCAAUAGUACGAUGUUUACGAACAAAAGCACAAGAAAAUCAAACAUUGGGAUUCGAAAAAUCAAAAGUCGAUCUAUGCGAUCUAGUGAAAGGAUCGAAGCAACUAUCUCCCAGUGAUUAUAAUCGUUCGUUAUACAAUCGUCCAAUUGCAUUUGAAAAAGAUUCUCGAUUAUGGGCUCGUAAUUUACUUCAUACGUUUAAAACAGGUAACAGUGUUCCUACGAGCAAUAACGAUAAUAGUAAGAAUCAAAUAGAAAACAUAUUAUCCGAUAGUAAUAGUUCUAUUUAUAAUGACAAUUCAUUUGAAGCAAAUGUCGAAUAUAUUCAAAAAUUAAAUGAUGAAAAUAACUAUUCCGCUUAUUUAAAUUAUUUACAGUCAAAUCGUUCUAAAUUAUGGUAUACUUUAACAGAUUCUCUUGAUGUUAUCGAUGGUCUCUUAGGUAAAAUUGUCUCGUUUUAA
Messenger RNA from Didymodactylos carnosus, 729 nucleotides. The record is from the annotation of a GenBank genome assembly. NCBI's taxonomy places the organism in Eukaryota, Metazoa, Rotifera, Eurotatoria, Philodinida, Philodinidae.